This is a messenger RNA of Cephus cinctus (wheat stem sawfly), 7447 nucleotides long. RefSeq lists its product as uncharacterized. The transcript is spliced from 7 exons. The record is from RefSeq and is a predicted model, not a curated record. NCBI's taxonomy places the organism in Eukaryota, Metazoa, Arthropoda, Insecta, Hymenoptera, Cephidae. The coding region runs from base 1016 to 3310 and encodes 764 amino acids.
UAACCCUUUCCGAUAUUUGAGGUUACGUUAUGGUCACGUGUAGUGAAUCUACCUGCACGAGAUUCGAUGUUUGUGGAAACAAUUCUCAGUGUUAACGUUGUUUUUUGAUUGACGAUCAGACCAGGCGCCAUCUCCCUCAAUAUCGUCGUGUCUGCCGAUAGAUUAUUGAUUCGAACAAUCUGUCUAUUGAUAACCUUUUUUUAAUUCUCUCAUUCGUAAUCACUACCAACCUGCACCUACGAGUCGGUGACUCUUGUAAAAUUUGCUAGACAAUCUAAAACAAUAGGAGACAAUAAAAUCUAGGUUGUUUUGAACUGUCGUUACAAACUAUCUUGAGUCAAACAAUCUAUGUAGUACCAUAAAGAGCCCAUGAUCGUCAAUCGAGUAAUUUUACAAUAAAAAUUCCUCUCGUCAGUGAACAACCGACAUAACCUAUAAACGUAAAAACCAUGAUCACAAGUAUGCUCGAGGAUAUUCAUCAAGUUGCCAAAAGCUCAGAAACGACAGUGUGAACGCAAUACUGAUGUUUCAUGGGAGUUUAUACCCAACGAAGAUGGCAGCACCGGUCUGGAGAGGAUCAGGUCGAAUGCAACGAGGAAAAUAUCGAUGCGGACAGGGACACCUAGGGGGUUUAAGCAAAAGUAUCUCAGUGACCGGUUCUUCUUGCGUUGUAUCGAACAGUUAAACAAUAAACAAGAACGAGGAGGAAAAUUAGCUAGAAAACAGAGGCAGAACAAAAAAGAAGAGGAUUUAUAAUCUGUGUAAAUAUCUUGUGAUACAGUGCUCGGGGUCCCGUGGUCAACUUCGUACGGUGGUGGACGUGACGAACGAAGGUACCUCUAGCUUUUGGUACAGUCCGCGCGAAAAGGCCUCGGGCUCCUACCGUGUUUCUCCUCGCGGUCGGCUAGACCGCGGAAUGCCUAGUGCCCCGUGUAACUGCACCACCCGUGAUCUCGAUGUUACUGCAUGACCUGGACGGCCUGAAAUCGGAGACUCACGGCUAGGACUGCGUAUAAUGGCGUUGUCCUCGGCAGAGAGCACCGUAGUCCUCCAAGCUAAAGCUUCGCCGGGGACCAUUGGAGGGUCGUUUGAUAAAGUUACUGUAAAACAAGAGCGUCCAGAUGAAGCGGAAAUCAGGGAACUGGCUGCCAAAAUGGUGGAAGCGAACAAGGCGAAAAUGGCUGGGAUGCCGGGUUCACAGCAGAGACCAGGUCUUGGAAUACAACCCAACUUACCCGGCAUCCUCGGCUACCUCAGCAACACGAAGAGGCCGGCGGAUUCGUCGGCAGUAAAGUCACCAAGCAUAGAUGGCAAGGUACCCUCGGACGACGAGAGUCAACGAGGUCGCUUCGGAUGGACCAGCUUUGGCAAAUGUCACAUACCGUACAUAUUUCGUGCCAAUGAGAAGUACUGCGCUGUACGAAUCCUAGAGUGUAAGCUACUGAACAAGUACCUGAACUACCUCCACUCGGAUAUCUACAGCUGCAUGUGCAUAAGGAGUUACUACAUCACGGAGGCAGAAAGUAAACUCUUCAACGAGAUCAACGUGAAGCAUUGCGACACUCAGUACGGCAGGGAGCCCUUUACUUGUAAGGACCUGGUGGUGCGACUGGACGACGCCAAGGAGUUCUACAUGUUCUUGGACGUCUGUUAUACGAAAUUAACGGCAGGCACUGCUCAAAACGUAUCGCCGGGUCAGAAAGUAGAGAAGUGCGGUUUCAUUCGCAUAAACAAGGAAUCCGUGGUUCCCUAUACGGUCAAGAAUAAUCUCAAGUACGUCCCGUUGUUUUACUUUGAGGGCGAGACCGACAACCUCAAGCUCAAGGCCGAGAAGCUCGAAGGUUGGGAUCUCUCUUACUUGAAGUUCUGCUGCAAGGUACAGGGUAUACGUAACGAACUCUUUGCAAGUGAAACGUGCUCCGUUAUCAGUUUGAGCGACAUUAAGAGCUACUUCCCACCGGGUACCGGAUUCGAGGAUUAUUGGCCGAGCAAAGUCAUGGACUCGCAGUUGUUGGUGAACAGUAAAGGUGGCGGAAGCGGUGGCGGAUGGAUUAAGCAACCACCAACGCCACCUUUGACAAAGUCGAAUUCGGUGCAAAAUAACGCUAUUAAGUCUACGUUGAGUGCGCGGGGUGGGACGCUGCAGACCACGUUACCUAGGGUUGCUGGAGCUAAUACAACGAUACAGAGGGUUGGACAACCAAGGCCCGUUGUCACUACGCAUCCGGCACACUCAUCACCUACGGCUGUUCCUUCGAAUAAGACGAAUCCAGUUGCGCAGCCUCUUCUCAAUCCUGUGCAAGCUGCUUGUAACGGAUGGAACGGACUCGUUGGGGGACAGCCUACCUUUCAGUCAGCACUUGUCUCUCAGCCCAAUCAAGUUAUACGAAUGACCAAUGCAUCCCUUAACAUGCAUAAUCAAUUACCCGCCGCGAACAAGAACUACUUGCAGCAGCCUAGGAAUAGAGGGGGUGGUAGCGGAGCAGCGUCACAGUAUCCAGGAGUUUACCCGGUGACUACGAUGCAAGCCGCUGCUCAGGCCCAACCACCCCCUCUGGUCAGAGCAACCGCCCACUCGAGUCAGCCUAAUAUUGGUUAUCCAACCUAUGGGAAGGAUGACUGGGUGUCUACUACGUACACGACGCCUAGUCUGGGCGUACCAAGUGCCGUGAGUGCGAGCACCUAUCCUCAAAUGUAUGGUUUGAGCGUCGAGCAAGUACAAGCCCUGAUGCCGCCACCGACGUCAGCCUCAACCUUACUGACACAUCCGCCGAGGCACACGCCUCCUGGACAUAAUUCGUCACAUGUAAAAUAUCCACCGCCACUCAUACCCGUGAAUGGCAAUAGUAAUAAUUCCAGGGACACCAGAGUGAGAAAGCCUUUGAUACAAAUUGCGGAUACACCGUCGUCAGGUUGUGUUCUGCCGUAUCAGGUCCAAAAGGCGUUGGUCUUGGACAAAAUGGUACCUUGCAUCAACGCUAAACCGUACAGCUACUCGGAGUUGUUGAUGACUCUACCUGAUUUUGUAUCCCAGUAUUUCCCGGGCUGCGACAUCAACAGUUGUCGGCAGGGUUUAACAGAUGUUCUAGGGGUUGAAUUGUAUCGGGGAAAUAGACAACAGAUGAAAAUGCUCAUGGAGGCGGGUAAGUGCUCGUCUCUGAACGAAGAUCUGCCACUGAUUCAAGUGAGGAGUAUAAUGAAUUACAUGCCCCAGUUGAAGUACAUUGUCAAUAAUCGAAACGUCGCGAUGUCGACGCCGGCCCACUCGUCCGAGGAGCACCCUGCCAAAAAGCGUCAGCGCACCAGCUAGGAUUGGCUAGAGCCUUACUGGCCCACAUACGAUUAUUAUCAUUCAGCAUUUUAAGUCCGAAAAAUAUGCGAGGGAUCAACGGCGCGAAGAGCUCGAGUGUGCUUGAAAGAAAAAAAGAAGAAAACAAGAUCCUUGUCUUGCUCACUGUCGGCACGAGAACGCACGAAUUCCUCGCCCGGGACAAUUAUGGAUCCGGUGGAGAAAGCUGAUUGGAGGACAGAAGGAAAGAGGGAAAUGACAAAAGAAACUUUCGUGUACGGUGCAAAGCCUCAAACACUUCCGGAGUCUCUCAUCUGCUAUACGACGUGAAAUUAGAAAAUAAAGAAAGGCGCGUUUUACAUCCGUGACGCGUGCUCUCUUAUUUUCUUUUUAUUUUCUCAAUCAGUUCUUUUCAAGAGGUAUAUAUGUAAAUAUUGUCUUCAGGAGUGGGAGGAGAUUAAAAAAAAGGAAAAGAGGAGAAGGAAAGAAAUACGAUAAGAAAUCAGAGGUGCGCACGGGCGCCUUUAGAUUUGGCAUAAUUCACGAUCGAGAUACAAUUAAAAUUGGCCUAUUCGUUCGUGCGGGAUUCAAGUUACCAGAUCAUUUGACACUUCCCAGUCGCCUUUGAAAUUCUCUUGGCGCACCUCUAUACACUUCUCAAUGCAUUCGUUUGUCUCUUGGCGAUUUCUUCUUUUUUUUAAAUGUCAUGUUAAUAUUCUCGUGAGACGUGGCAGGUGCAUGGAGUUUUUUUUUUUUAAGAUUCGGGAAAGAUAGAGACUCGGGCAUUCUUGUUAACGUAUGACCGGGUCGUUCAAUUUACGUGGACCACGCACAGAGGCAAAUUGAUCGUUACGAGAUACAAAUUUUCAUGAUUCGAGUCCUUUUGCAUAUCCGAACUGCGUUAGGGUUUUAAAUGAUUGGAGAUAAUGCCAGUUCAAGUUCCUAGAUAAUAUUCUAAUAAAAGAGAUGGGAUUAAUAGAGAUCCCUGUUACGGCUGAGUAAUAAUAAUAAUAAUAAUAAGUGCUUGAAAAACACCGAAGGUAAUUCGGAAUUACUCUUUUGGAUUGGGAGUUUUAAAAAAAAAAAAACAGAUUCAGUGCAAAUAGAACGUUAACUUCUUGUUUUACGAUUAUGGCAAUGGGAGAGCUAGAGGAAGGGAACGUGAUCCAGGCGCGAGAACUGAAUAAAAAAAUACCUUGUCUUUUCUUCUCUAAGUUUUUUUUCCAUCUCUUUCUUUUUUUUUUUUUCGCAAAUAUCGACAGUAAUGAAACCAUUCCAACGAUAGUAGCGUAUUUACUGGAAAAGAAGAGCGACGCUUUACGAGUGACCUUUCCAUAAAAAUUAUUCGGAUAGUUUGGAAGAGUUUGUUCAAAAAGAAAAAAAUAAUUUGGUGUUGAUUAUCCGAAAAGCGUGGAAUAGAUAUUGAAGAAAGGUGGAAACAGAAUGUAAAGGUAACUACAGCAAGUGAGUGAAAGAGAGAGGAGGGGAGAGGGGUGAUAAUACAAAAGUGUGGGUCGUAGGGCAUUUUUCAUAAUUUUUUUUUAAUUUCGCAAAAUCAAGGCAUUUUGCAGCUAUUAGGUAAUAUGCAAUGUUUACGCUUACUAAAGCAGCGUCUAGGGUGAGAAGUCAUUGCAGUUAAUUCCUUUCAGCCUAGGGAGAUGAUUGAUUUGCGAUAAUUUUUAAGUCAUUUUAUCGCGUACAGACACACAAGAAUUUAAAACGGUCUUUAUUUAUCGUACAAGAGUGCAAAGAUAUCGCCAAUAUUAUUAAUCUUCUAAUACAGAUUGAAAUAUUGUUAUUUAUAAUUUUUGAAACUGUUGGAAGAUUAUCUUGUUUCUCUAAUCUAGUUAAACGGUACGAUAAGUAAGUUUGGUUAUCGUUAUUUCCCUUUUGUUUGUGCGUUACAUAAAUUUGUAUAACGAAAAGUCAUUGACAACGCGAGAACUUGUAAGACGAUAAAGCAACAGCUGUUUACGGAGACUGAAACAAGAAAAAUCAUCCAACACCGUUGCAGCAACAUAGAAUACAGUUAGUCGAUUGUUUGUAAAUGUUGUUAUUUAUUAAAUAGAACUUAUCCGCGAAUUCGUAUUAAAUUGCACAAUUACUAUUUGAAACUUGGUGAUGAACAAACAGCGUGAAUUUGCGAAAACAAACAAAUUUACCUAUUACUUAAGGAGAUACGGUCGGUAAUGAAGAUCGAGAGGAAUUUAGAACACGGGGAAUCCCCGGAAUUCCUGUUAAUUUUAAAAUAAUGAAAAUCGUCAUUUAUGUUACGUUUAUUGGUUUGAUUGGCCACGGAACGUCAGUGAAUUGGAUCACGAAUGCAAAAUUAAAAAAUUCAUUCAUUCGUUAGAACAAUUAAAAUAAUUAAAACGUAUGCUUAACUCACGUAUAAGUUUUAUUUUUUUUUAUUCAUUGAAUUUCUGUUCACGUCACGAAAAGCGCAGGACGCCCGAGCCUCGACCGUUUUAUCUCUAAAGUGAAUCGAUAAAGGUUCUUAUAUUCUCUUUUCUUUUUUUUCUUUAUUCACUUCAUUCUCAUCGAUCAUCGCGUUAACAGAGCGUCGACACUGGGAGUCUUUGAGGAAAAGAAGAAAAAUAAAAGGGAACAUACAACAAGGCCUUUCUUCUUCUUCAAUGUACUUCACGCAAGAACAAGAAUUAAUGCAAAAAAGCGAAAGAAUAUCCCAUGCGUACAAAGAAGAUUAAAAAGAUAAAGCAAACACAGUUUAUAAUUCAAGAUGCGUCCGUACCAAUACGAGACUUAAAAAAUUCUUAAUGGUGAAAAAAAAAUGAAAGAAAAAAUAGAAUGCGGUCUUUCGUUUUGAGCCUGCAGUAUACUGUAUACGAGUACAAAAGUUACUUUAACGUGGAUUCAAGUGAGGCACAAGAUAUUAAUUACACGUGGAUGUAACAUUACAAAAAAAAAAAGAUCUCAACGUUCCUUUUUAAGGAAUGGGGUUAAUUAACGAUCACAAUAACGACUGCGAAUACGAAGAGAAUGGCGCAUAACUGUGACAAUGAGAUGAAAUGAAAGGAAAAAGAGAAAGGAAAAGGAAACAACAGAGGUUAUAAAACUUUUAACGUUCGUGUCUAAAAAGGAACAAGCUUGGAUUUAUACUAUUUGACUGAUACAAUUUUUUGAUGCUCGCUAAGGACACUGUAUAAAAGAAACUCUAGUAUAUAAAAAAAUAUAUAUAUGCUGGAAGGAUGUAUAUAAAGAGAAUAUAAUAUUGAAUUCGCGCUCCUCGGCUACGUGAAUUUUAUAUACGAAAAAGAAAAGAAAUUGAAAAAAUGGCUUAGGUAACCCUGUUACGGUGAAAAUGGUAUAUUUUAUUAUUUAUAAAUUGUAUUUAGUCGAACUGUGACUCGAAAGAUUCUAUUGCCAUGGAAAAGACUACACGAAGGACUGGCGUCUCUGGCUUCGUUAAGGCGUUUAUCACUUAUGCUGUGUACAAUUGUUUUGUUUUUCUUUUUCACGCUGAAAAAUCACGAGAAACGAAAAGCAAAAGUAUUUAAUAAGUAAUAAAAGAAAGCAUCUUCAUUCGAUAUUUAGAAACAGCUAUUUAUAUUGUUUAUAACAGUCACCGUGCGAAUCGUCAUUGGUUAAUUGAAGAAACGAAUGACUAAAAUGGUGUGAGGGGAUGAAUUAAAAAAAAAAGUAUAAAAAUUUCGUUAGUUAUCGUUUCAGGAUUCUCUUGAAUUAUUUUUUGUAUGUACUUCAGGCACCGUUUUGUGUACCACUAAAACUUCAUGAAUGCCCUUGCAUUAUUUAAUUCUUUAUUGUAGGUAAUACAUAUGUAACGAGAGAGAGAAAGAGAGAGAUAGAGAGUGGACAGCAAGAGAUAUUUAUAAAAAAAAAAGAAAGAUGUACGGAAAAAAAUGAGAAGAAAAUGUGAGCGCUACCGUUCCGUGUGUGUAUCUACUGAUGAAUCUCGAAAAAAAAAGAAAAUGAAAAAGAAAAGGCGUACCGGGAGGCCCCAGUCCAAAAACCUAGAAAUUAUUUCUAAGUACUAGAAUUUAGAGCAUUUAUUUGUUAAAACACUUGUUACGAUAAUACGUGUAUUAUAAUUUAUCAUACUGUCAUCUGUACAUAUAGCCUAUAAGGAUUAAUUAGAAAUAAUAGAUAUUUCAAAUAAAUUCAUGAUAUAACUGAAAA